This is a messenger RNA of Zingiber officinale, 470 nucleotides long. RefSeq lists its product as uncharacterized. The record is from RefSeq and is a predicted model, not a curated record. NCBI's taxonomy places the organism in Eukaryota, Viridiplantae, Streptophyta, Magnoliopsida, Zingiberales, Zingiberaceae. The transcript is spliced from 3 exons. Bases 107 to 376 code for a protein of 89 amino acids.
UCCCUUAAUUUCUUUCUUCAAAUCCAUAUAUCUAUAUAUAUAUGAACAAUAGCCAUCUACGUGCUUAUUAGAACUUCCACAGCUUACAGAGAGAGAUCAAGGAUCAAUGGCUCGUUGGAUAAAACCAGAGGUUUACCCUCUCAUGGCAGCAAUGGGAUUUGUGACCACUAUGUGCGUCUUCCAGCUCACUCGAAACAUCCUCAUGAAUCCUGAUGUCAGGAUCAACAAGACGAACCGGUCCACGGCGGUGCUGGAGAAUGCAGAAGAAGGGGAGAAGUACGCACGGCAUGGAUUGCGUAAGUUCCUCAGCCAGCGCCGCCCAGAAGUCAUGCCCGCUCUCAAUAGCUACUUCUCCGGCAGCAGCGAUGACAAGUGAGGGAGAAAUUAAGAGAGCAACAAUAUGUUAUUAGUAGUGAUCCCGUGUGUACUGUAUAUCAAUCAAUUCGUGCAUAUAAUUACUAUUUUGUUAA